GUUAGAGUUUGGUCUAACAGUUUCCUCUAUGAGAGGGUGACCGUGAGGAGUGACAGAGGAUAUCAGCAGAGCCAGUGCAUUUCCAACAGAGCGGCAAGGAGGAAACAAAAUGGCCCGAUGGACUGUUGGCUCCGUUAGGCUCAAGGUGCUGCAAUAUUUAUUUAUAUUUGUCCCUUUGUCUUUAACUCUUGUUUUAUGGAGCAGCUCAAAGAAUACAUGCUACAACACUGGUCUGCCUACAGAGACAGGUGCGUUACUUACCAGUGAUCCGGGAGAAUUACUGGCAUGUUCAGCCAUAAUCCAGGGUGAUGUGGACAAAUAUGCUGAAGAUGGUCUCAGCAGACUUCUGAAAGAGAGACAGCGUAACCCAUUGCCAGAGUCUUUUUAUCUCAAUGCAACAAAAGAUUGCAGUGCUUACAUCAAAGACAGAGGAUUUAUUAAUGUAACUCUCAGCAAGGAGGAGAGGGACUUUCCACUUGCCUACUCCAUGGUGAUCCAUAACCAGAUUGAGAUGUUUGAGAGGCUACUCAGAGCUGUGUACACACCCCAAAAUGUAUACUGUGUCCAUGUGGACAAGAAGUCUCCAGAUAAUUUCAUGAAGGCUGUGGAAGCCAUUGUUUCAUGUUUUCCCAAUGUGUUUGUGGCAAGUAAACUGGAGAAGGUUGUUUAUGCCUCAUGGUCUCGCGUCCAAGCUGAUCUUAACUGCAUGCAAGAUCUGGUGAACUCAGCUGUCAGGUGGAAGUACCUUUUCAAUACCUGUGGAACUGACUUCCCCAUUAAAACCAAUGCAGAGAUGGUGCAAGCGCUCAAAGUGUUGAAUGGAAAAAACAGCAUGGAGUCUGAGAAAACCCCUGGACACAAGAAAGGCCGUUGGGAGUACCAUCACAACGUCACUGAGUCUGAUGUCAUUAGGACUGACGUUAGAAAGACCCCCCCGCCCAUAGGUACCCCUAUGUUCUCUGGAAACGCUUACAUUGUGGUGUCAAGGGAGUUUGUGAAGAUGUUGUUUAAAAACCCAGAGGCCAGAGCUUUGCUGGAGUGGGUAAAAGACACAUACAGCCCAGAUGAGCACCUCUGGGCAUCUCUUCAGCGCAUACCAAGUAUGCCAGGGUCCAGCCCUCCCAAUAACAAAUAUGACAUGUCGGAUAUGAACUCCAUAGCCCGUGUGGUGAAAUGGGCAUAUCAUGAAGGAGAUAUAAGGAAAGGGGCAUCCUACUCCCCAUGCACUGGAGCAUACAGAAGAGCAGUGUGUGUGUAUGGUGCUGGCGAUCUCAACUGGAUCCUCAGUCAGAAUCAUCUUUUUGCCAACAAAUUCGACCCAAAUGUGGAUGAAAUUGCAAUUAAAUGCUUGGAACAUUACUUGCGCUAUAAAACUUUAACAGGUCAAUCACUUCAUUAGUUUACUAAAAGAUCAUUAAUAAUAAAGAGGUAAUUCAUUAUUCUUAAGAAGAUUUAGUUAAUUUAAUUUAAGUUAAUAUUUAUUUCAUAGUUUACCUUGAUUUAUUUGCAUUGAUACUGCAUUGAUCUAUUAUGCUAAAUUAGAACAUACAACAUUGUAGAGUGUACGUGUAACAAUGUUUUCAUGCUCCUAACAGUAUGUCAAACUGUGGCAUACUAAUUCAUGACAUACAAUAUGCAAAUAUAUUUUACAAAGUGUCACCAGUGGUGGGCUUCUUCCUCAUGCUGUAUUUUGACACUUUAUUUGACUAUCCAAAAUCAUAGUCAAAGAAUGCACUUUUACCAUAACUCAAUGGUAUAUUAUUGUAAUUGUUAUUAUAUCGUACAUUUACAGAUUUUGUAUUAUUUAUUUGUUAUGCAUGUUGUUAGUUUAGUUUUUAGUUUAUUUAAACAUGUUGUUAGUUGUUGAAUACAUUGUAACAGUUUGUUCAACUGUUCACACAAUUUUUGAAACAUGUCACUACACCAUAACCCCAUACCAAAUCUGUAAAACCAUACACUAAUGUGCCUUUGACUUUUUGCAAAACACCACAUACAAUCCUUUACCUAACACAUAAAAAUCUAUCAGGAAGUAACUUGACUUCCUUUUCAAACAACCUAGAAUGCCACACUUAUUCACAAGUGAUUCACUCUCUCUCCUCUCAAUACUCAGUACUUUACCCCCC
Messenger RNA from Alosa sapidissima (American shad), 2123 nucleotides. It is a transcript of the gene gcnt3, whose product is annotated as glucosaminyl (N-acetyl) transferase 3, mucin type. The record is from RefSeq and is a predicted model, not a curated record. Gene Ontology annotation, molecular function: acetylglucosaminyltransferase activity. The transcript is spliced from 2 exons. Gene Ontology annotation, cellular component: membrane. NCBI's taxonomy places the organism in Eukaryota, Metazoa, Chordata, Actinopteri, Clupeiformes, Clupeidae. Bases 110 to 1399 code for a protein of 429 amino acids.